This is a messenger RNA of Ambispora gerdemannii, 642 nucleotides long. Lineage: Eukaryota; Fungi; Glomeromycota; Glomeromycetes; Archaeosporales; Ambisporaceae. The record is from the annotation of a GenBank genome assembly.
AUGAGUAUUUAUGAAAAAAGUAUUCAAAGUAUCAGCAGAGACUCCCGUCACAAACGUUCUCAUACCGGUGCUAAAAGAGCUCAAUAUCGUAAAAAGAGAAAGUUCGAAUUAGGUCGUCAAUCCGCCAACACUAAGCUGGGCCCAAAAAGAAUUCAUGAAAUCCGAGUUCGCGGUGGGAACCGAAAGUUUCGAGCCCUUCGCCUAGAUCACGGAAAUUUCUCUUGGGGCUCGGAGUCAGUCACGAAAAAAACCAGACUUGUCGCUGUUGCAUAUAACGCUUCAAACAACGAAUUAGUUCGAACCAAUACGUUGGUAAAAGGUGCCGUUAUUCAAAUUGAUGCUACUCCAUUUAGGCAGUGGUACGAGGCUCAUUAUGCGCAACCCAUCGGUCGUAAGAAGAAGAAAGAAGGCGCGGUCGAAUCUGAAGAGUUGAAUAAGAAACGAUCGAAACAUGUUCUAAGAAAAAUUGAGAGCCGAAAAGAAGGGUCAAAGGUUGAACCUCUAUUAGAUGAUCAAUUUACCACGGGUCGUCUAUACGCAAUCAUUGCAUCUCGUCCGGGUCAGUCAGGAAGAGCGGAUGGUUAUAUACUCGAAGGCAAAGAACUUGAAUUCUACGUCCGAAAAAUCAAGUCCAAAAAAUAA